Messenger RNA from Tripterygium wilfordii, 873 nucleotides. RefSeq lists its product as uncharacterized. The record is from RefSeq and is a predicted model, not a curated record. The transcript is spliced from 2 exons. Bases 309 to 803 code for a protein of 164 amino acids. NCBI's taxonomy places the organism in Eukaryota, Viridiplantae, Streptophyta, Magnoliopsida, Celastrales, Celastraceae.
CCCCUCUUGUUAUAACAGUAUCAUAGAAUGAGCAUUCUUUUAUUCGAGCGCAGGAUAACCCCAUCCUUCCUUUGGGAUAGAUGUCCUCCAGCCAACCAGAUACAUGAACAUUUAUAAAUUUAGUUUAGAGGCCCACUGUCUGUAAAUUGUAAUCCUCAAAGAACACGUAUGCGACAGAGCAGCCAACAGUUUAUUGACAGGUGGACCCAAACAUGAUCCUCCUCUUGCAUCCACCAUUCAUUUGAGAAGGGCAUCACCUCACGCAACCAUCAACCAUAGCUGUACAGAGACGGCCAUUAAAGGAGAUUAUGCAGGCCACAGCACUUUGUAGCAGCAGAGGAACCUUUCUGGUUCAAUCCAUGGCUACCCAGAAACCUUUACCAUCUGUUAAAGGAACUGUUGGCUCUAAAAAGAACUCAACUGUUGUGGGAGCUACACAACCAAUAAAGCUACUCACAAGGGUGGAGGAACUGAAGCUAUUAAGCAAAGCAGAGAAAGCUGGUCUACUAUCAGCAGCCGAGAAAUUUGGGCUCUCUUUGUCAACAAUAGAAAAACUGGGAGUUCUCUCAAAAGCAGAAGAAUUGGGAGUCCUUUCUGCUGCUACUGACCCUGGAACUCCAGGGGCUUUGUUGAGUCUGAGCUUGGUAUUACUGCUUUUGGGUCCCUCUUGUGUUUAUCUUGUGCCUGAGGAUUAUCCUUGGGAGGUGGCAUUGCAGGUUGUUGUUUCUCUGCUAUCAGUGCUCGGUGGAUCAGCUGCCUUUGCUGCAUCAAAUUUUGUAUCCAACCUGCAGAACUCAAACUGAAUAUCAUUAGGCAUAUUUUCUUUAUUGUAAUAAAGAUAAUUGAUUCAGAAAGCUACAUUGCCAUUCAGAA